AUGAGGGGCCCGUCGCCAUGGAUCGCAGGGCUCGUUGCUAGCAGCGGUGUCGCCAGCGCUGCCGUGGUGUCACCCCCAGGGGGCCACGCAUUCUACAACGACUAUGGCUACGAAAAGGAGGCAUACGGCAUGCACCCCUACCAGGCCCACCGGACGCUUUCGCACGACGUCCCCAAGUUCAACAUACUCCAGUCGAACGCCGAGUGUGCGACAUCCAUGUACACAUUCCUCGCGCCUCGUGGCAAGCAGAUGCUCACGCCACAAGCGACCAUCUUUGACAGCGACGGCCGGCUGGUGUGGACCUCGGGGUACGAACGCCAGCAGCUCUACGACCUCAAGGUUCAGACCUACAAGGACGAAAAGUAUCUGACCUUCUGGUCGGGCGACGACACGGUCGGCGGUCAUGGCGCUGGCACAAUACAUAUGUUCGACAAGAAUUACAAGGAGUUCAAAAAGAUCCGAGCUGCCAAUGGCAAGGAUGCCGACUUGCACGACUUUGUAAUAACGCCAGAAGGGACCGCCCUCAUCACGAUAUACGCGAGACGAGAUGUCGACUUGAGCCCCGUGGGUAAGACCUUUUCGGGCCCAGUAUGGGAUUGUUACAUCCAAGAGAUCGAUAUCGAGACGGGCGCGGCGAUAUUCGAGUGGAGUGCCCUCGACCACCUCAAGAUAUCCUCGGCAAUGAACGAGAUCGGCACGGAUGGCGAGAACGAUGUGCCUUGGGACUGGUUCCACAUCAAUAGCAUUGACAAGGACAACAGGGGCAACUACCUCGUCUCGAGCCGCUUCCUGCAGGCGCUUGUGUACAUUGAUGGGGGCAACGGCGACGUCCUGUGGAUCAUGGGCGGCAAGGACAACAUGUUUAUCGACCGCUCGGGAGGCAAUGCUACCAACUUUGCCUACCAGCACGAUGCGCGUUGGGCCGACGACUAUACCGCCAUCACCCUGUUCGACAAUGCGGUGGACGACAUGCACCUCGAGCGGGCCCUGACUCGUGGGCUCAAGAUUCGUGUCGACCAAACUACACUGUCGGCGGAAAUCGUGGCGGAAUACUUCAACCCCCGCAAGAUCAUUGGCAAGUCGCAAGGAUCGUACCAGACCUUGCCCAACGGCCACGUCUUGCUAGGCUAUGGCGACUCGGCAGCGUUCACCGAGUAUGCCGCAGACGGCACCGUGCUUUGCGACGUGCAUUUUGCGCCCGAGUCGCGAUAUACCUUUUCAGACGUCAUGUCGUACCGGGUGCACAAGUAUGAGUGGCACGGCUGGCCACUGACGCUACCGGUGUCGAUCCUGGACCAGAGCGAAGAUCGCGAGUGGAAGGUCUAUGUGAGCUGGAACGGCGCGACCGAGAUCAAGGAAUGGAUUCUCGAGGGUGCCAAAGACCUCACGUGGACCAACGAGACGGGUCAAAUCGUCGACACAACCGAGUGGAAGAAGCUGACGACCAAGACCAAGGUCGACUUUGAGACAGCCAUCGACCUUCAAUAUCACUACCCGGCGUGGCUGCGGGUUGUGGCCAAGGAUGCGGGCGGCAACGUGCUUGGCGUCGGAGAGUCUCUGAACGGCACGGCCUUUGGCCAGGUAAGUCUCCAUGACUGA
Microdochium trichocladiopsis is the source of this 1599-nucleotide messenger RNA. RefSeq names its product ASST-domain-containing protein. Bases 1 to 1599 code for a protein of 532 amino acids. Lineage: Eukaryota; Fungi; Ascomycota; Sordariomycetes; Xylariales; Microdochiaceae. The record is from RefSeq and is a predicted model, not a curated record. The transcript has 2 exons.